Diaporthe batatas is the source of this 2559-nucleotide messenger RNA. RefSeq lists its product as uncharacterized. The record is from RefSeq and is a predicted model, not a curated record. Gene Ontology annotation, biological process: transmembrane transport. Gene Ontology annotation, cellular component: membrane. The coding region runs from base 1 to 2559 and encodes 852 amino acids. The transcript is spliced from 6 exons. NCBI's taxonomy places the organism in Eukaryota, Fungi, Ascomycota, Sordariomycetes, Diaporthales, Diaporthaceae. Gene Ontology annotation, molecular function: ATP binding; ATP hydrolysis activity; ABC-type oligopeptide transporter activity.
AUGGCAGACGGCUCUUUGCCAAUCGCGGAAGAGAAGCACGCCCAGAGGCCAGGAUUAAAGACGCCGGUCGAGCCUGCAGAUCAGUUUUCAACCCGACCUGACGGCCAAGGUCUCACAGUAACCGCCGGCGCAGCAUAUUUCCGAAUCUUCACCUAUGCUGAGCCAAUACAUAUCGUCCUGGAGGCAGUGGCCUUCCUCGCUGCUUUUGGAUCCGGAGUUGGCCUGGCUCUCGUCAACCUCGUGCUCGGUGAUUUCGUCAGCACAUUGAGUAAUUUCGUCGCAGGCCGAAGUUCAAGAGACGAAUUCCUGGGCGAUGUCACAACAUAUUGCUUAUAUUUCGUCUACAUCGGAAUUGGUAGGCUAUUUCUAACCUACGUGUACACGACCCUUUCGAACUAUUGUGGCUACCAUAUCGUCCGAAACAUUCGACGACAGUAUCUGAAAUCAGCUCUCAGUCAGGAGGUUGCCUUCUACGACCAAGGAACAGCUGGAUCUAUUUCGAUGCAAGCUACGUCAAAUGGGAACCUGAUCCAGUCUGGCAUCGCAGAAAAGCUCGCCCUGCUCGCUCAGUCCGCAGCAACUUUUGUGGCUUCUUUCAUUAUAGCAUUCGUCAGCCAGUGGAAGCUGACCCUGAUUCUUCUUUGCAUUGCUCCUGCCCUUAUCAUUCUGAUGGGGGUUGUUGCCUCAAUGGAAGCCAAGAUUGAAGGCCAGAUGCUGGACAUCUAUGGAAAGGCAGGUGCAUAUGCCGAGAGCGUCCUGUCCACGGCAAGGACCGUACACGCUUUUGGCCUUCGCCAAAGGCUCGUUGCCCGCUAUGCUACCUAUAUUGCGCAUGCAAGGAGCCUAGGUGACAGAAAGAGUCCCCUUUAUGGCGCCCUUUUCAGCAUCGAGUACUUUGUGGUCUAUGCUGGGAUGGGCCUGGCGUUCUGGCAAGGCGUCAGGAUGUUCGCCAGCGGGGAAGUGGAUUCCCUAGGAACUGUAUUCACCGUACUUCUUUCGGUCAUUGUAGCCGUCCUCAACAUCACCAUCAUCGCUCCAUACACUGUCUCCUUCCAACGAGCCGGGGCUGCCGCCGCUCAGCUGUUCACACUCAUCGACAGACCCUCUCAGAUAAAUCCUUUUCACGAAGGUGGUGAGCGGCCCACUAAAACUCAAGGAGUCAUCGAGAUUAAAAACAUCGGCUUCGAGUAUCCUACGAGGCUAGGUGUGACUGUGCUCGAGGACUUUUCGUUGCACGUCCCAGCUGGGAAAGUGACUGCGCUUGUGGGAGCUAGUGGGUCUGGCAAGUCGACCAUUAUAGGUCUACUUGAAAGGUGGUACAUGCCUCGCUCAGGAACCAUCGAGCUUGAUGGACGAGCAAUCGAGAGCCUCAACCUCAAUUGGCUCCGCACCAACGUACGCCUUGUCCAGCAAGAGCCGGUACUUUUAAACGGAACUGCUUUCGAAAAUAUCGCAAAUGGCCUGGUUGGAACUCCUUGGGAACAUGCAACCCUCGAGGAGCAACAGAAAAAGGUCGAGCAAGCCGCCCAAUUCGCCUUUGCUCAUGAGUUCAUCUCGAAGCUGCCAGAAGGCUACAACACGCGCAUUGGUGAGCGGGGCGGCCUUCUCAGCGGCGGUCAGAAGCAGAGAUUAGCAAUCGCUAGAAGCAUCAUCUCAGAGCCCAGCGUUCUCCUCCUCGAUGAAGCUACCAGUGCUUUGGACCCGCACGCUGAGGACAUUGUCCAAAAGGCGCUCAAUAACGUUUCCAAAGACCGGACUACCAUCGUGAUUGCUCACAAGCUUGCGACCAUCAGGGAAGCCCACAACAUCGUGGUCAUGUCAAAAGGACGUAUUCUCGAGCAAGGGACUCACGACUCGCUCCUGGCUGCUGACGGCGCUUACUCUCGUCUCGUUCACGCACAGAACCUGAACUCUAGUGCAGCCGACACAACUUCGACCUCUGACGAGGAGGAUGAGAUUAAGAUAGAGCAACAAACAGAGAACGAACUCUCUCAGUCGAUCACGCGGUACCCGACCGCCGACAGGCUACGAUUGCACCGUCUCGGUGACCGGGACAACUAUGAGAAUUUCAAGCAGAAUGGCCUUUUUGGGGUAAUAUUCUCAAUGGUGUGGACUACACCGGAGCUGAAUAGGAUCUACGCGGCUAUGAUUCUCCUUUGUCUCGUAGCAAGUGGCGUGUUUCCGGGACAAGCAGUGCUCCUAGGCGGAGUGAUGGACAUUUUCCAACUCCCCUUGGACGAAUUGCGUGGACGCGGAGAUUUUCUAGCCCUUAUGUUCUUUGUGAUGGGCAUAGGAUGUUUCAUCGUCUACUUCUCACUGGGCUGGCUCACCAACAUCGUCGCGCAAACACUGAAUCAGAAGUUCAGGAAGAACAUGCUGGAAUCCAUGCUUCGCCAAGACAUUGAAUUCUUCGACAGGGCCGAGAACACCGUUGGCGCGCUGGCGGGCCGCCUAGAUUCCCACUCUCAAGCCAUCACCGAGUUAAUGGGGUUCAACAUCUCCCUCGUCGUCAUCGCAAUGAUUAGUUCGGGGUUUUCGCCGGAAUUCCGCCCCUACUAA